Messenger RNA from Momordica charantia (bitter melon), 2159 nucleotides. Its product is annotated as Alg9-like mannosyltransferase family. Gene Ontology annotation, cellular component: endoplasmic reticulum membrane. NCBI's taxonomy places the organism in Eukaryota, Viridiplantae, Streptophyta, Magnoliopsida, Cucurbitales, Cucurbitaceae. The record is from RefSeq and is a predicted model, not a curated record. Gene Ontology annotation, biological process: GPI anchor biosynthetic process. Gene Ontology annotation, molecular function: alpha-1,2-mannosyltransferase activity.
UUCUCAAAGAGAACCAAAGUUCAAAUAGAUAUGACGAUUACUACUUUGAGAUUGAAUUUUUGAUUCUGAAAGAAAAUUAUAUAUCUGUAAGAAAUUAUGAGGAACUCGAAUGCUGGAAAAAUAUUUCAAGAAAUUGAAGGAAUAAUUCCAACUUUGUUUUCCUCAAAUCCAAUUUGUCUGGGCAAAAUGUUCAGUUCAUGAAGUGACGAAUAAAAAGAAAAGAAUCACUCCGGCGACAUAGAGGACAGGACCGAAAGCUGGAAAAAUAAACUAGUCAUCAGCCGCCGCUGAUUAUCAGUUAUCAUCCCACGCGAACCAUCUCCGGUUCAGAUUUGCGUCUCAAAGUCUGAAAAUUUCGGUUUCGAGAAUGAUUCAGAAGAGACCCAGGUCUUCAGCUGCAGAAUCAAAAUCAGACAGAAUCGAAGACUCACCAGAAUUUCUUGGUUCCGAGAAACCCAAUUCUCAAAAGCAUGGUCUUUUCUCUUUGCCGAACAAGGUGUUUGUGUUCUGCUUGGCAUUUCGAAUUGCAAAUGCGCUUUUAUUGCAGACUUAUUUCAACCCAGAUGAACACUGGCAAGCCCUAGAAGUUGCCCACGGCAUCGCCUUUGGGUAUGGCCAUCUGACGUGGGAAUGGAAGAGGGGAAUUCGUAGCUACUUGCAUCCUUUGUUGUUUGCUUUUCUUUACAAAGUUCUGGCUCUACUCGGCCUUGAUACUCCAUUGUUCAUGAUGAAAGCUCCGAGGCUGAUGCAGUCCAUAUUCUCAGCUAUUGGUGAUUUUUACUUGUACAAACUCUCCAGUGUCCUCUUUGGGGAUUACGUUGCAAAAUGGGCACUGUUUUCCCAACUCACAAACUGGUUUAUGUUCUUCUGCUUCAAUCGAACUCUAUCAAACAGCUUAGAGACUGUUCUUACACUUGUCAGCUUGUAUUAUUGGCCUUGUAUAAGAAUUGCUCCCACCAAAUUUUCCAAGGUUUCAAGGAAGUUGGCUUUGUUUAUGGCAGCGUUAUCAUGUGCUGUUCGCCCAACAAGUGCGAUUACUUGGCUCUAUGUUGGUCUCCUCGAGCUGUGUACGGCACAUGAUCGACUAAGAUUUAUCUUCUUAGAGGCUGCUCCUAUUGGGACGUUGGUGCUUGGGAUUACAUGUUUGUUGGAUAGAUUAAUGUAUGGCUUCUGGAUCUUAGUACCUCUGAAUUUUCUAAAGUUCAAUGUUCUCUCCUCUGGUGGAGACUUUUAUGGAACUCACAAGUGGCACUGGUACUUCACCCAGGGUUUUACUGCCAUGCUCUUCAGUUUCGUUCCAUUUUCCAUUUCUGGCAUCAUCACCUCGAGAAAUUGGAAACUUACAGGUCUUAUCAUCUGGGUUCUGGGACUUCACAGUCUACUAGGUCAUAAAGAAUUCAGGUUUGUUCUGCCCAUUCUUCCAAUAACAUUGAUGUUCUCUGGCUAUUCAUUAGCCGCCCUCAGAUAUCCCGCUUCUCCAAAUGGUAGAAGGAAAAAAACGGGAGACGUCCACUCCAAACGCCCUAUCAAAAUGAAGUUGACCAUAAUAUUUUUGCUAGCUACAAAUAUCCCAAUGGGUUUAUACAUGAGUUUGGUUCAUCAGAGAGGAACAGAGGAUGUCAUGAAUCAUCUGGCUCGGAAAGCUGUGAAUGAGAAAGUCAAAAGCAUCCUCUUUUUGAUGCCCUGUCAUUCAACGCCUUACUAUUCCACUCUGCACCAAAAUUUACCAAUGCGGUUUCUGGACUGCACACCAAGCGAAGAGAAAGGAAUCCCAGUCGAGUCAGACCGUUUCUUGACGAACCCGCUUGAUUUUGCAACGGAAUUUGCUAAAAAUUGGUCUGUCCCAAGUCACAUUGUACUGUUUGAUUCAGAAGAGAGACUACUCAAGGACUUUCUGAUGUCACAUUAUUUCAAGGAGGAUAGGAGAUUCUUCCACGCUCACUUCAAGGUGGACCGCGAUCUUCAAUCUUCGGUGGUUUUGUAUGUCUUGGCCAACAAAAAACUAUAAUCUUAGCGGUUAGCAAUUUCCAAUUUUUGGGGUAACAACAAGAUUGCAAAUUUUGUGAGAAUAUUAGUGGUUUCGAGCUGUACAUUCCCAUGCCUCAAGGCUCAACCUUUGUUAUUAUAUUUAUAUACCAUCUUAACGAUCGAAUUUGACU